Rhodofomes roseus is the source of this 1555-nucleotide messenger RNA. RefSeq lists its product as uncharacterized. The transcript has 7 exons. NCBI's taxonomy places the organism in Eukaryota, Fungi, Basidiomycota, Agaricomycetes, Polyporales, Fomitopsidaceae. The coding region runs from base 204 to 1169 and encodes 321 amino acids. The record is from RefSeq and is a predicted model, not a curated record.
CGCCAACCAUACUCCCCAACCUUACACACCUUUCAUAGACCCCUAGUGAUUGAAAUAAUUGAAAUAAAACACGCCAACCUGCAAACGGGAUACGCGCCGUAUCUCCGACUACUGCAAUAAUCAUAUCCGAGCGAUACUUGCGCAGCCGCAGCCCUCGACUAGCCGCAACCUGCUGAGCCGCCAUUCGACGCUUCCCACUCGACAUGAAAUACCGUGACUGCGAGAUAUACAUUGCGUGCGACGGCCGACCGCUCGACGAAUACGACGUACAAGUCGAAGGCAACGUCAUUGAAUGCUACGUAGCCAGCGAAUCUGGCAAGGUAUUCGAGAUCAAGUGCAGCAAUCUCUCCUCACACGCUUUGGUAGUCAAUACUGCUGUCGACGGCCGGCGAUUCUCUAGACCGAUCUCCUUGAGGCUGGGCAGCAUGAAUAAAUCGCACUUUUGCGAAGACGGCGAGGGUGGGUUGAGGUCGUUGAUGUUCUCAAACAUCGCCAUCACAGAUGAUGACAGUGCCCCGAAGAAGCUACCGUGGGCCAACAACUUGGGCCUCAUCGAGGUGACCGUCGUCCGUACAAGGAUCGAACACACGUUACCUUGGUCGCCUGUCACCGCGAACAUAGAGAACUUUGGGCCUAUACAUGAGACUGUUAAGAAAGGUGGCUUGCAUUGCGUUUCAGUCGGUCCGAGAACAGUCGACCCCAAUCCCGCAAGGUCACUCGUGCACGUCACCUACAUCGACCAACUUUCUGCACCGCACAUCAUCUUCAAGUUCAAGUACAGGCCUCGAGCGAUUCUCCAGGCACAAGGAAUUAUACAGCUAGACGCAAUUGAGCCGCAGCGCCGCAGCGCAUCUGAGGAUCCACACGCCGCGCGAGGUGUCUCGCAGCCUUUACGGCCGGACCGCCCGCAAAAGAGGCCUCGGAGAGAUUCGUCAUCUUCAGUGAUAGAUCUCACUGACGAGACGGUGGUUAUCAAGCCGCCUAAAGUCAAAAUUGAGGAUGGUGACAACGCAGAGGAUGCGGCCGCGCUCAGGGCACAAAUCCGGGCGCUGCAGCGGAAACUCAAUCAGAAGAGGAUGCACAAGACUCAAGUGACCGUCAAGAAGGAAUCGUCGCCCAUCCAGGCCGGUCAAAUGGAUGAAGACAUCAUCGACUUGACGGAGGAUUGAUUCGUCCGAUCGCGUCAGCAUGCCAUUUGCGGACUGGCGUCGAGCGAGUCAAUUUCUCGGGGCAAUCCAGCCAUUCCAGUGUCACAGUUCAGGUGGCUGCCGAAAGGGUGUAUGGUUGUGGUGAUUCUUUCGGGUUUAUGGGACCAUUCGAGUCAUUGAGAUGUAAUGCGCUAUCGGUUUACAACGCGAAUCGGAUAGCAGCCUGGUUAUUCUCGAUGCAGGAUCCUCAGUUUCUUUCGGCAUUAGCUGAUAGCCUCCGGGUGAAUGUCAUAGGGCGCACGCACCUCAGAAGUAAGUAUACAAUGUGCGGAUUUGAAGAUGUAUAACGCGUGCAUAGGCUCGAGCGAGUUGCGGAGGACGGGGAACAGUACUUCCAGGCUGACGAC